Molecule: messenger RNA, 609 nt
Organism: Sphenostylis stenocarpa
Lineage: Eukaryota; Viridiplantae; Streptophyta; Magnoliopsida; Fabales; Fabaceae
Source: the annotation of a GenBank genome assembly
AUGUCCUCUCCGUCUUCUUCAGUGCCUCAUUACAGUUCUCUCCCCUCACCCUCAUCAUCAGUCUCUGGUCCUUAUUUUAUUACUCGCCCUGUGACAUCCACGCCUGCAGCCUUCGCCAUACGCAGACCAUGGGAAGAGGUAUUCGCCCUCUACUCUUUCACGCGACCUUACUCCAUCAACGAAGCAACUGUACGCGUGAAGCGCAACCUCAACCAUUUCCGAGUGAACUACUUCAUGAUCGUGCUGUUUGUAAUGUUCCUCAGCCUCCUCUGGCACCCGCUAUCUAUGAUCGUGUUUUUGGUGGCGCUCAUCGCAUGGUUCUUUCUCUACUUCUUUAGGGACGAGCCUGUGGUGGUGUUUGGCACAGCCAUGGACGAUCGAGCGGUGGCGGCCGCACUUACUGCCGUGACAGUUGUGGCUCUGGUGUUCACCCGGGUGUGGGUGAACGUGGUAGUUUCCGUUGUAGUUGGGAUUGCGCUGAUGGUGUUGCAUGCUGCCUUUAGGAGCAGCGAAGAUUUGUACAUGGAUGAACACGAGGGUUACGAUGGAGGGUUGCUUUCUUUCGUUGGGGCUUCCCCUACAAAACGAACUGGAGGGUACUAUUCUUAG